UUGAGGAAUUGAUUCUAAAAAUUAUCUUAUAUAUUUCACAGAGCUAAAAUAUGAUGAUCAAACAAUGAAGGAAGGGAGGAAUAUGCAGGUGAUGCAGGUGGAGAAAAUUGUUGAUGUCUUUGAUGCCUUAGGCUUAAACUUACCCGAGCGCACUAAAAAAGAUUCCCACGGUUCUAUUUGGAAAAUGAAAAAACUCUCGAACAUUUUUUCACGACAACGCCAAUCGACAACUUCCGAGCCACGACAACUCCCAAAUUCAUUCAAGGUUAGUAAAUCGAGUUCAUUGGAAAGACACAUGUUAGAUUGAACAUCUGCGACAAGGAAUGGAUUUCUAGAAUUGCAGAUGUUUGUCGGAAUUGAGUGUCUUACGACUUUACCUCACAGCUUCAUCGCAGCUUCAUCGCAGCUUCAACUUGCAGGCUUCCAAAGAACCAAUGCUAACGUGCUCUGCUCCCCAAACAGAUGGGUGCUCUUAAAUAUCUCGAGGAAAUCCAGAAGAAGAAGCAAUCUGAUGUGCUUCGAUUCCUUCUCCGUGUACGAUGCUGGGAGGUAAGAUAAAACUACGACCCCAAGAGACGAUCUCGAUCGACUUCAAUUAUUCGAAGAUUUGGUCGUUUUUGGACAAGCAAAUUGGAAUAUUGUGGACAUCUUUGAUGUCUCUGCUAUACACUCGUUGAACUUAGCUGAGAGUGCAUAAUAUAGCUCCGACAAUUGAACGUCGUCCACCGUGCUUCCCGCCCAUCUCGCCCAGACAAGGCCCGCCGUCUCGGUUACAAGGCCAAGCAAGGAUACGUGAUCUACCGUGUCCGUGUUCGUCGUGGUGGUCGCAAGCGCCCAGUUCCAAAGGGUGCCACCUACGGUAUGUUGAACCCCGUAUUUGUUGGAGGAGAGAUUUAAGGAAAGCGGAUUUACUAACCCCGUUUUCGCGUUGUAGGAAAGCCAACCAACCAGGGUGUCAACCAACUUAAGUACCAAAGAUCCCUCAAGUCCACCGCUGAGGAGCGUGUCGGUCGUCGUUGUGCCAACUUGAGAGUUUUGAACUCCUACUGGAUCAACCAAGACUCCACCUACAAGUACUUCGAGAUCAUCCUCGUUGACCCUCAACACAAGGCCAUCCGCCGCGAUCCCCGUAUCAACUGGAUCGUCAACCCAGUCCACAAGCACAGAGAAUCUCGUGGAUUGACCGCCACUGGAAAGAAGUCCCGUGGUCUCGGAAAGGGUCACGGAUUCAAUAAGACCACUGCUGGCCGCAGAAAGACCUGGAAGAAGCACAACACCCUCAAAUUGCAAAGAUACAGAUAAAUGUAAUCAGGGGUUGGAUGUGUGUUAUUGCUUACUUGAGCAAUGGGUUGAGUGGAUUGUUUUAUGGCCUCGUGGCGCACUGGUAGUUAAUGCAAAAAUGCAUAGCUUUUCCAUCAUACCCAAAACUUUUAUGAAUUU
This is a messenger RNA of Sclerotinia trifoliorum, 1440 nucleotides long. The record is from the annotation of a GenBank genome assembly. Lineage: Eukaryota; Fungi; Ascomycota; Leotiomycetes; Helotiales; Sclerotiniaceae.